Cuculus canorus (common cuckoo) is the source of this 942-nucleotide messenger RNA. It is a transcript of the gene ZSWIM1, whose product is annotated as zinc finger SWIM-type containing 1. The record is from RefSeq and is a predicted model, not a curated record. Lineage: Eukaryota; Metazoa; Chordata; Aves; Cuculiformes; Cuculidae.
AUGGCUGCCCCCGCACCUAAACCGGCACCCCGGCAACCAGCCGAGGGCCCGCCCACGCGCGGGGAAAGGGCGCGCAGCCGAUUGGACGAUCCCUGCGUCGGUCGGGACAACGCGUGCCGAUUGGUCCCGCGGGCACAGCGGGGCUCUCAGCAGCGCCGCCUGGCGGUUCGCAGCCGCCGUCGCCGCCGAGCCCCGCGGGACCCGGCAGAGCCCGGGUUUCCGUCCCGAGGGGCCGCGGGAGGGGAGGCGGAUCCUUCAUCAUCUCCUGUGGCUCAACUGGAGGUCACAGAAAACCCGGCGGGUGACACAAGUGUACCAAGAACUGAAAAGCGCAGCAGGCAGUCUUUAAGUGAUGUUUGUGCAGAGCUUGGGCUGUGGCUGAGCGAGCCUGCGGGGUCAGGGCUCUGCGCAGCUGAGGGCAGCGGGAAGGGUGCUCGGGUUUUGCGGGUCCUGGUGGAGGCCCACAGGGUGCAGCUGGAAAGCCCAGGCAGCUGCAUCCACUUCAGCCAGGUCUUCCCACUGCCCUGCCAGCACAUCCCGGAUAGGGAGACCCUGCAGCCAGAAUUGCAGCAGAAGGGAUGCGAUGCUUAUUGGGCUGAGGGAGGCAAUGCUGGUGGCCUCUUGGAGGCCCUGAACAGCUCCAGGAAUGAGUCUCUGGUGGUGUCCUUCCUCGCAGCAAAAUUCAGACAGCUUCUCACCUGCUGCAGCAGGGAUGAGCCUGAGCUUAGGUACAGGGCUCUCUGGGGGCUGGCGGUUGGGUCAGGCCCUGCAUUGAGGUGUGCUGAACCAGCCGCUCUGUGCACACCCUCGGGAGCCACAGGGCAGCAGAGGUGCAGGAGGCCAUUCCUCGCUCUGCCUGCAUUGGGCCUCCCCCUGUAUUCCCCUCAGCCUGUUGCUCAGGACGGAAGGGGCAGCUGUGGUCCUUGAUCUGCCGAGAGAGCG